UCUCCUCUUGAUUGUGUAGCAUAAGUUUAAGAAUUUUGUUUUUACUUUUUGUGUGUCAAAUAUGAAUUCAUUAGAAAUGGAUGACCAACUUACAAUAAUUAAUCGGUCGAAGGAGCAUCGUGUCAACAAGCAACUAAUUCGUGGAAUACCUUAUUUUGAAAAGAUGUUGAGCCAUGGUUGUUUGGAAUCAAAGGAAAACAAAGUUGUAUUGGACUUGGAUGAAAACGCUUUUAAAUUGUUUCUUAUUUGGCUUGAAUUCGAUGGUAUCUUCAUCGAGAUGGAUAAUGUAAUAAAUCUGUGUAACAUAAGUGAUUAUUUUGGAAUGGAUCACUUGAUACAAGACUGUCUUGAAUAUUUUCGCAUAAGAUUUUCGAUUGAGCAUCUUCCACUUGUUAUACCUCAAGUCACUGAAACUUCCAUAUUGAUCAAUUCUGAUACUCUUAAUGCUUUCAUCUGUCGCCAUUUCUUGAAGAUAGCAAACACCGCUGUUUGGUUAAACUAUCCUGUUGAAACAAUAGAGUACAUUUGUACUUUGGAUCUGAUGAUUUAUUCAGAGAUGCAGGUCUUCGAGGCAAUCGCCAGUUGGGUCGAUUUUAAUGCUGAUUCUAGAAAGUGUCAUCUUGCAAGAUUGUUAAGAUUAGUUCGAUGGUGUCAUUUAAAAGAGAAAGAUUUAUUUAAAAUAAAGGAAAAUGGAACGUUCGAAUCAUCAGGUUUCGAGCCAAAAUCUUGCUUGCCUACCAAACAUAAUUGUGAUUGUAUCUCUGACAGAUCUCUUCAAAAUUGCUUUAUAAUUAUUGAAAAAUUGGAGGGUACAGAUUUGCGAAUCACAGUACUUGACAGUAAUUUUCUGUUCCUGUUUAAUCGAGAUAUGAAAUUGGACGAAUCAAUAUCACUGAAUCUGUUUCAUGAUGAACAUGUUUCUGAUAUUUUCUACCAUUCUGGAAGUAAAGCAAUUCGAAUUGAUUGGAAUCAAAAUAAAUAUCGUUUUUUCAAGGAUACUGAUUUCAGACUCUAUGUGUCUGGCACCUAUAAAAUUGUUGUGAAAAAUUGGAAAAAAUAUUGGAGGAAACCUCUUGGUUUCUGGCCUUUCUACAGAUGCACAAUACGUGACACAACUGAUUCAAGACUUAUUAAUACUCACGGCCAUGAGGAAUUUGAGUACUGGUUAUCAAAGCUAAUGCAAACUACCAAUGAAAUCAUGAAAAAUUCUAGACUUCAUCAUUGGUUGAUAAAACUUCGUGUAACUGUGCUGUCCAAUAAUAUCUUCAUCCUGACAAAUAAUCUUGAGUUUGGCAAGUUCAAUGUUCCCGACAAACAUUUCAAGAAGAUUGAGCUUCCGAAACUGGCAGAAGAAUAUGCAUUUAAAUACGAAAGUUUGUUUUUAACUUCAAGUGUAGAUGAUGCUGAUCGAGUUUUUUUGACUGAUAAAUCGACGAAAAAUGUCUUUUGUUUCAAUAUUACUAAUCAAGAAUGGAGUUUAAUCGGUCAUUUGUUACAAGAUUCUUGUGUUUAUCCAUACUCUAAGUGGAGUUCUGAUUAUAGUCGCGACGAAUCUAAUAAGUUGAUCACUUUGACCCCAGCUCUCCUACCGUUGCAAAUGAUUAUUACUUGCUUGAACCAUAACCUCAACUCGGUUCGUUGACACAAUUAACUUAUCAUUGUCCUUAACAAUACGUUAUUAAGACUGUAAAAAUAAACCAGUUCAAAUCGAUAACUUG
Molecule: messenger RNA, 1718 nt
Organism: Tetranychus urticae (two-spotted spider mite)
Lineage: Eukaryota; Metazoa; Arthropoda; Arachnida; Trombidiformes; Tetranychidae
Source: RefSeq, a predicted model, not a curated record